ACUACUGCAGCCUUGCAGUGGACGAGUGGUUAUUGACAGUUGUGGAUGUGGCUGGAUAUUAUGGAUAUUACUAUUAUUAAUUUUCUUCUCUACCACUGUUACCUUUUUCAUACAGCUCAGUGUGGUUGGAAUGAGUUCAACCGCUUGGCGGACACGAUCCCUCGUCCUGCUGUAGCGCCUUUCUCAAAGAUUCCCGCAGGGACCAGAGCAGCACUAGGAGUUGGAUUGAAACUGAUAUAUGUUGGGUAAAGGGGCAAAGCGGAAACACGAGGAGAAUGAAGACGAGCUGGAAGGCGCGGCGCCGGCGCCGGCAUCGGGGGAGCCGGCCGACGGCCCUUCCAAGGCCUCCUACACACUGCAGCGGCAGACCAUCUUCAACAUGUCGCUGAUGAAGCUGUACAGCCAGCGCGCGCCGGCCGACGCCAGCCUGGAGCGCCGCGUGCUCAUCAACAACAUGCUGCGCCGCAUCCAGGACGAGCUGAAGCAGGAGGGCGCUCUGCGGCCGCUGCUUCUGCCCGCCUCCUCGCCCCCCGAGGACCCGGCCGACGAGGGCUUCCGCGAGGCGCAGCCCGCCUUCGCCGUCCCGGCGGCGCCCGACUCCUGCCUCACCCCGGCCUCCCUGCUGGAGGACGACACCUCCCUGUUCUGCACCUCCCCUCCCCCGCACGGCCCGCCUAGGCCGGCCCCCCAGGCCGCCAAAGAUAGCUUCUCCUCGGCCCUGGACGAAAUCGAGGAGCUGUGCCCCGCCACCGCGACUACCUCCCCCUCGGAUGGGACGCCCUCCGCUCCACUCUCCACGGAGGCGCAGUCGAAGGACAAGAACGGCAGCCAAAGGCCGGGGGGUUCGGCGUCGCCGGCGGAGGAGCGGACGUCCGCGGCCGACCCCGCGCCCCCCAACGGCCUGGACAUGAGCCCGUCGGCGCCCCCCUCCUCUUCGCCCUCCUCUUCCUCGGGCUUCCUCACGGACCUGGCCCUGGACGACAUCCUGUUCGCCGACAUCGACACCUCCAUGUAUGACUUUGACCCCUGCACCUCCGGCGCGGGGGCCGGGCCCCCCAAGGUGGCCCCCGUGGUCACGGCCGACGACCUGGUCAAGACUCUGUCCCCUUACAGCGGCGGCAGCCCGUCGUCGGGGCCGAGCCAGCCUUUCAAAAUGGACCUGGCCGAACUGGACCACAUCAUGGAAGUGCUGGUGGGCUCCUGACUCCCAUAUUUAACAGAGAAUUAUUUUAUGAGAACAAGAAAUUUCAACCUUUGCAACGUUUGUCUUUUGUACAGUUUUGUACGUCGAGCAAUUGUAAAAAAGAAAAAGAAAAGGAAAAAAAAAAAAAGAUGAUGAUGAUGUCGCCCAGGACUUCUUCCCACCACUGUGCAUGCGGUUUUGCUUGCAUUUCCAAAAAGAUGACGAGAACGAGAGCUGCACACGGCUUUUAGCGGAUCCCAGUGCCUUCAUCCGUGUGCGACCCCCCCCGUGAGGCGCAGUCUGUCCUUCUGUCCCUCUGUCCCCGUGUCCCACUGUUGGUGUCUCCAUGACCGGCGAAUCACGUGACCCUCUCCCACGUGCACUUUUUCCUCUCGCUUCAGAGAAUGGGCUUUUUUUAAAACCUGUUUUUAAGCACAGAGAUUACACACGAAAAAAGCUACUGUUAAAUUGACGGUUCUUUCUUUGUCACCUUAAUGUACUUCCACCCAUGUUGGACAAGUGUUACUAAGUCUUUAUUUCCAUGUUGUCUCAGCGUGUCGCUUCUGUGAACGCCGGCACUUUCAUAACUACGUACUUAUUUCCUUCAAAGUUUCGCCGAGGUUUAACAUGUUUUACAACGUCCAACUCAUUUUUUUUUUUUUUGCGUGUCUGAAUGGAAAGAAGUGAGCAGUCACGCGGAAAGUGUUUUAAUGUUGCCCGUAUUAGCUUUUCUCAUCUCUCAGAUGUUCAGCCUUGGCUCGCGCGUAAGCGCGUCGUGUCGCGAGACGUUGCGCGACCAGCUGGGCUCGGGACCUACCGACGGCCGUGAACGCGCGUCUGGCAGUUGGAAGAACGAGCGAAAAGGGCGGGAAGGCGGUUCGUGUUGGUGUCCCUUGGCAAUAAGUACUAAAAAGAACCGGUCACUGUGAGGACACGCGAUGACGAGUACAUGUACAUCGGCAGCAGCUCAGAAAUGCAUGUUAACAUGCGAUGGAUCUCCCUAAAAGGAAAAAAAAAAGUUCUUAAUUGAUUUGAUUUCGCAAUUUAAAUUUCUCUUUUUGGUUCGGGAAAUUAAUCCGCUCGUCCUAUCAAAGCUGCAGAGUAUGUCUGCGUGUUCGUGUGUUUGUGUGCGUGUGUGUCUGGGCGGGGCCGGGGGUGUUUCCCUGCGUCCGCGCGCACACGCACGCAGUUAUCACCUCUCUAUGCAUGUACCCCCCCCUCCCUCCCC
Scleropages formosus (Asian bonytongue) is the source of this 2411-nucleotide messenger RNA. RefSeq names its product SERTA domain-containing protein 2-like. Gene Ontology annotation, molecular function: transcription regulator activity. The record is from RefSeq and is a predicted model, not a curated record. The coding region runs from base 239 to 1204 and encodes 321 amino acids. The transcript has 2 exons. Gene Ontology annotation, cellular component: nucleus. NCBI's taxonomy places the organism in Eukaryota, Metazoa, Chordata, Actinopteri, Osteoglossiformes, Osteoglossidae.